GAUAGACACGGGGUAGAGGGUAAUUCCCUGGCUCAUAAUGUUUCGUUGGUGGAUUCUCACCAUGUAGCGGCACACGACCUCGCUAGGACAUAUUUAUAAAUCAAAAUACCAUUUCAUACCUUCAUACAGAAAAGAGUAUUUUGGAUCAAAGCUACUUCCAGGGUACAGCUUUUACGCCUUCCAACAGAAAUAAUGUCGUAAUGAUUUAUCCAGAUUUUAUUUACCGUGGGAUUUCCGUAGUGGCUCGAAGGAAUGUUGGUCUUGAAACAACUACGCCAUCGGGUAUAAUAACCAUACAGCCGGCAUUAGAUGCCAAGGUACAGCUUGACUUGACAGUGGUCUACACGGUGCUUUAUUCCUUGUUGUUUAUCUUCGUGUACGUUCAGUUAUGGAUGAUUUUCUGGUACAGACAUAAGCGACUGAGCUACCAAACAGUAUUUCUGUUUCUCUGUUUGAUUUGGUCAGGAAUAAGAACUACACUGUUUUCAUUUUACUACAAAAACUACGUCCUUGCGAACACUUUGUCACCAGUACCGUAUUGGAUUUUAUUUUGUUUUCCUGUAUGUAUCCAGUUCAUUACUCUUUGCCUGUUGGUCCUUUUCUUUGCUCAGGUUUGCUUCAAGUGUAGAGCACGCUAUGAACCAAACAGAUACAAGAAGCCAUUGUGGGCUGCAGUCAUUGUGGCAGUGAUAGUCUUCAUUACUACAAAUGUUGUUGCAGCAGUUUUAACAAAAAAUGAUGAACUUGAUCAAAACAUUGACUAUACAGAUAUCAUCCUUGCUCGUGUGAUCAUAAAUGAAGCUUUAUUCCUCAUUUUUGCCAUUGCCUUGGCUGUGUGUAUAUACAAAAUCUCCAGGAUGUCAUCAGCUAACCUGGUCCUUGAAGCUAAGGGUACCAGCAAGUGGCAAGCAAUGGCAGCCUGUGUGGUGAUUGUUGUGUUGUUUACUUCUAGAGUUGUGUAUAAUGUCAUUGCAAUAUGUAAUAUAGAAAAGAUGCCUGGGUUUGGCUAUGACUGGGUCAAUGUUUCAGAUGAGGCAGAUCAAGUGAACCUUUCCAAGGGAUAUGCAUACUUGUCUUUUGGUAUUGUUCUCUUUGUGUGGGAGAUUUUACCAACAUUUGUAGUGGUAAUGUUUUUCCGUGUUAAGCGACCCCAAACUACACCCCUGUUGACUGAUGCAUCAGUGGAAGGUCUCAGCCCCCGUGCCUACUUCUUUGAUAACCCAAGAAGGUAUGACAGUGAGGAGGAUUUGUCAAAGAGCACAGGUGGAAAUCAGGCAGACCUCCAUGCCCCCAUCAAUGGCUCCCCAGCCAGACUUGGUGUCAGUUAUUCCAGUCUUGGGGGUUCACUGGCUGGAAGAACAGGGAGUUAUUCUCAGCAGAUGCCAGGGACCACUCCCCCUGUUAUGUAUGCUCCAACCCCCAUCACUCCUCAGCAACACACGCAACGUUUAGGUGACGAAACAUAACCUUUCACUUUGACUGCUUUGGAUUUACGAGAGAAAUUGCUUGGGAUUUGCCACGUGUACUUUUUAUGUUACUUUUAACAGGCAUGGAAACGCCUUUAAGUGAUGGUUUAGCUUGUAAAUUUUAGAAGUGUAUAAUUUUGCCAUUUCAGGAGAAAAUUGGCUUGUGAUAGUGUCAGAUGUUUUUAUUUUCUUCAAAUCAUGCCCCAAAUGUUGGUUUUAUAGCUUCAUC
Messenger RNA from Lingula anatina, 1695 nucleotides. Its product is annotated as G protein-coupled receptor 137Ba-like. NCBI's taxonomy places the organism in Eukaryota, Metazoa, Brachiopoda, Lingulata, Lingulida, Lingulidae. Gene Ontology annotation, cellular component: lysosomal membrane. The record is from RefSeq and is a predicted model, not a curated record. Gene Ontology annotation, biological process: positive regulation of TORC1 signaling.